UUUCCGGUCGACGUUAACAGAAAUCCCAGUCUCUUCAUAAGGCUGAAUCGAGUGUUAAUAUAAUGGAAAUCAGCAAACCUCUCUUCACCGAGGCGCUCUCCGCUAUUCUGGGAGUCACGGUCAAAUUCCAGUCUGACUGUAAGCAUUCAGAUGGAGUCAUACAAUUGGAUAUCACCAGUCUUACGACCAUCGCCCUUCUUGGUCUCGAAGCACUCUCGCUUGCCGACCAACCUGUGUCAUAUCUGACAUCUUUACUGACACGGUUGUUUGUUGGUGAGCAGAAAAAAGAAAACACUAGUGCUUCUCUCCGUGAUGCAGUAUUUGCAAUCCCGGAUGACUUUUUCGACCCAAAGUUUGACUUUGACUUCACGGACAUGCGCGAGUCCGGAUCUGAUCCCGCGUGCACUCGCGGGGACGAGCCGUACAAGCGGCCCUACGGCUGGAUGCGCUUCGCCCUGAAGGUCCGGGACAAGUAUCCGGACGGGAACGGCUGGCUGGGACCGGACGGAUGGAGGAGCCGUUCAGAGCCCGGGGAGUGGCCCGUCUCCUACCACGGGACAGGUCUGAAGGGGGCCGAGGGCAUCGUGCAGACCCACUUCAGGGCUGGGGGAGGUCAGGCGUACGGGAGAGGCGUUUAUUCAUCUCCAGACAUCAACAUGGCAGAAAUGUAUGCUGAAGUGGGGAAAUUCAAGUCGCAAAAGAACGGGAAGACUUAUAGAGUCAUCAUGCAGAACAGAGUUAACCCUAAGAAGAGGGAAAUCGUGGACAAAGACAUCUGGUUGGUCCCUAUACCGGAAGGGACAUCUGCUGCGAAAGAGAAAGAAAUAGUGGAGAGCUCAAUCCGACCUUAUGGCCUUCUGCUCAAAGAGGUGUAGGGAGGCCAACAGUAGGGCUCUAGCACAUGAUUUCCAAAUGCUUAACAUUAUACACUCUGUGUUCAACAUCAUAUGGAAUGUAUUUAAAAAAAAAAGCAUAUAAAAUGUUUGUUUUGCACAUCAUUAAGAUGUCUAUUUGUAUCUCUGGAGAUCAAGUGUUAGGCCUUGUGGUGUUAUUUAAAAGCGGUGCAGUAAGUAAUUUUUCUCCGAAAAGAGUUUUCUGGAAGUGAUCUAAAGUGGCUUUCAACAGUUUAUAGCCCCCCCAAAACAGGUGUAAAAUGAACAUUUAUCAAACGGAGUCUGAGUAUUAACUAAUGUGAUCAUUUCCCCCUUCACCUCCACCCGUGGUUUCACAGACCAGUCUAAGUCUUGGACUAAAAUGUAAAUCUGAGCCGUUUCAACCGAGAGACACUUGCGACGUGUCUGGUCUUAUAUAUUAGUGAUUUCUUACAAGAUGCUUUCAUAGGAGGUAGAAAAACAUGCUGCAGAUGCAAUAAAAUAAAACCAAAUAAAUGUCUAAAUCACUAGGCCCUGUA
This is a messenger RNA of Puntigrus tetrazona (Sumatra barb), 1411 nucleotides long. RefSeq lists its product as uncharacterized. Bases 63 to 875 code for a protein of 270 amino acids. The transcript is spliced from 2 exons. The record is from RefSeq and is a predicted model, not a curated record. Lineage: Eukaryota; Metazoa; Chordata; Actinopteri; Cypriniformes; Cyprinidae.